CAAGGCAAGUCCCACCCGGAAGAAGACAUUUCUUUAACAUUUAUGGAAGGAGAGUCCAGUGUCAGCACUUUAGAACAGGCCAGAAAGUCUUCAGGACAAAGUAUGCACUUUAGGUUUUUUGGUAAGAUGACAAGUUGUGUUUUUGUUUUGUUUUUACAUCAAGAGAGAGAAAAAAAGAACGACUGGUGAUGGAAUGACUUUAUAGCUGCUGUAACGUAAGUGAUAACAGGAACUAACUUUUUUAUGGACUUUUCACAACAAUAAACUAUGUUAUUGGGGGGCAGUGGUGGCUUAGCGGUCAAGGUUCUGGGUUAUUGAUCUGGAAGAUCGGUGGUUCAAGCUCCAGCUGUUGGGCCCUUGAGCAAGAUCCUUCCCCCGCUCUGCUCCAGGGAUGCCAUAUCAUGGCCGACCCUGCACUCUGACCCAUGUUGGGGUAUGUUAAGAAACCUGUAUCAUUCUGCUGACCGUGGGUUGCUAAGCAGAAGCAAUGGCUGUUACUUCAAGCUGUUUUGAACCUAAAAAAUACCUUUAACAGAAACAAGGUCACUUUCCAACCUUAUUUAAAGUGUAAACAAAAGCAAUCAAUAUAUAUCUUAAGAAAUACAGUCACUCAUGUGCACUUCUGAAGUUGCAGACUACAACCCCCUUGAUCCCCCUUGAAUUCCUGUCAAACACCUAUCCCCACAGUCGCCUGAUUACUAAUGGGACUCACCUGGUCACCCUCGUUGCCAUUAAUGACCCAGAUUCCCAAACACACUUUGAGAAACCUGUGAAGUUGUUCAAUUGUGUUACGUAUGAAUGAAAUUGACUUCAAAAUGAAGGAAAAAUUCCAUGACUGAUACUCACUGGGAGAAUAUGGCACUGGGAAUUGUGGCUGCAGCACUGCACUGUGUGCUGAAAGAAGGAGACAGGAAGUGAGUGGAGUGGUGAAUGAUGAGCAUGCUUGUUGGAGUGUUUGUGGAAGACUCUGAGCUUUCAUCUCUGCUGUGCUCAAAGGCACAAGAUUAUCCAAAGACUGCCAGCAGCACAAAACCUAUUUGUUCCCAGAGAGAGAGGCUCUCUUUGUGCAUAUAAAAGGGUCUAAUGCAAGUAAAGCAGCUGAUUCGACUCUUUCAACUGGCUCUUUUAGUAAAAUCAGCCAUCACCAAGGCAGAGGAGCAAAUCAAGUCCUUUACUGAAAAGCUGGAGCAUGCGCAUACUGAACUGGACGAGAAGGCUCGGCUGGAAUCUGAAAUGACUCUGCAGCUGCAUUUGAUCAAGAGACAACAACAAGAAAUCCAGAAGAAGAAAGAGGACUUGCUCGAGCGACAGAAAGGGCUCAGACAGGACACGGAGCGAAUGAACAGAGAGGCAGCUGAGGAGAAAGAGAAGUUCAUGACGGCGAUCAGAACCUUCAACAGCGACUUUAACCUGCUGACAAAGAGGGACGCCGUGUUCCAGAGUCAGACCCGAUCUGAAAUACAGAGUCUCCAGUCGGAAGCUGAGGCACUAACCAAAGAGAUGGAGAGGAUGAAGCAAGAAAACUCCCAGCUGAUCUCUUUGCAAACAGAGCGGGAGUCUUUAUCAGCAGAGCUCCAGGGGCUGCACUCGCAUCUAGCAGAUUUGGAGAGGGAGCUGGAGGAGGCAGCGGCUCUCACAGACUCCCUGAAGACUGAAAGGGAAUCGGCCGUUCAGAAACCUCUGACAGACAGCACCUGCCUCAGACUGAAGAAAGAGCUAGAGGCACAUAAGGAGCUGGAGAUGCUGCAUGAGGCGCUCAGCGCGGAGAUUCAGUUCUUACGUUCGAAAUGAUCACAGGAGGUGAGUGCGUGAGGUUCUCCGAUCGCUCUGUUUUCAGCAGUCACGCGUGAUUCUGGUGCUCGUGGAGAAUCCGUUCUGUUUUUUUUUUCCCCCCGUUGAAGAUUUCACGGUUAAAGCGCUUGAGUGCAGGUUUGUGUUGGUGCACCGGAUCGUCCACUGGUUUUCUUCAAGAAGAAAAAAAAAAAAAAAGAAGAAGAAAACCAGUCAGACCAUUCUACAGCUUGCUCUCGAGUCCUAGUUUCUCUUAGGAAGCCGACUUUGCAACGUGUUAAUCUGUAGAAGGCUGCCCUCUAGUGGAUGAAUCUGUAAAUGACUAGACAAAAUACAGCCCAGUUCAUGCUAAUACUGUAGAAAGAAAUCGCUGUGGUGUAAAAAUCCAUGAGUCACAGUGAUCUAUUGAAUAUAUUAGUGCAUAUUAUUAGUUUAAAUGUAUUUGCAGGUAGCCAUAUACAAUACUGAUAUGAGAUUUCAGAUACAGUGAAGGCAUUGUGUAUUAAACUGUAUAUUUGUAGCUCAUGAGCUUUUUUUCUUUCUUUCAUCAGCUGCCAUCUAGUGGCCAUUAACCAACAUUACGUUCAAUAAAUAUAUACAGUUUUG
Messenger RNA from Ictalurus punctatus (channel catfish), 2397 nucleotides. It is a transcript of the gene ccdc172, whose product is annotated as coiled-coil domain containing 172. The record is from RefSeq and is a predicted model, not a curated record. Gene Ontology annotation, cellular component: cytoplasm. NCBI's taxonomy places the organism in Eukaryota, Metazoa, Chordata, Actinopteri, Siluriformes, Ictaluridae. The transcript has 10 exons. Bases 1084 to 1791 code for a protein of 235 amino acids.